Molecule: messenger RNA, 2087 nt
Organism: Spirodela intermedia
Lineage: Eukaryota; Viridiplantae; Streptophyta; Magnoliopsida; Alismatales; Araceae
Source: the annotation of a GenBank genome assembly
AUGCCCGUACCAGACAGUGAUACGGCCCAUUAUGAAGGAUGGCCCACGAAAAGCCCUAGCCCAUCUGAGAACUGUUGUCCCCAAACCCCACUCUUCUCUCUCUCUCUCUCUCUCUCUCUCUCUCUCUCUCUCUCUCUCUCUAUCGCUUCUUCGCUCGCAGGACCAUUUUCGGCUUCCCCGGGACUGAGCGAGGAGGAGAAAGGGAGGGAGGCGAUGGGUUGGACAAGCGCGAAGAUCUCGUCGGUCGCUGCCCGCGUCUACUUCUUCCUCAUCAUCCUGCAGAUCCCGCUCUUCAGGUAAGAACACUGCCUGUCCCCUUUUUCCGCGGCCUUCGUCCCUCCUGAUCUUCCAUCUUCUCCAUCCCCGGGCACUGUAAAUCUGGCUCCUUCGCCGUCGGACUUCAGAAACCCUCUUCUGACCGCCGCUGGUCUUCUGCCUUCUGUGUGGAUAUCGCUUCACCCACCCCCCCCCCCCCUUCGCAACCUAGUUUUGCUCAGGAAGAUGUUUGUCCGAAUACUUGUUUGAAGGGGACAACACGCAUUUCACUGGAGCUUAUGGUGAAUCUCAAUCAGGGGGCUCUGGCAAACCCUGUAGGUCCGUUGCUUCAACUCGACGCGGGUUGGAUGGGUGGGACAAGAAGCCACUCACCGUUCCAGGAAUCCUGCUCUUCUUUCGUGAUGUUUUAGAAAUCCUUGUUCUUCCACGACCGAUGGUCUUCUUCAUAUUAGCUUGGUUGGAGGAGGGUGAUUAUUUCCGGCUUAAAGGAGACACCUUUUAGGAUCGUAAAUUCUGCCGGGGCUGAAUUUCCUCCCAAGCGUCAGAGACCUUGGGGCUUCACUUUCAUGGGGGGAAGAAGCUGAUGUGAAUAAAGCUUCGGCGGCUCACCAUGGAAAACCCAGAUGAUGCGUGGUCCUAGGAAGGAAGAAGUAUAAUUUUUUUCAUCUUAUCCGGCCAUUUUAACCUGAUGAUGGGUUCUCACGUUCCAAGAAAUACCUUACUCCUCCGUCACCAUGUCCCACACUUCGUGAUUAUAUUCCUUGGCUUGAGCUGUGGGUUCUUGUUCUUAAUCCGCUCGCAGGGACUCCUACCUGUUCAUAUCUUAAUAUUUUCUAAGAGACGAGCAUGGAACUAAGCCGAAUGCCUACAAGUUUUGUCCUCCGUAGGCUGCCCUCCUUUUGCUUUUUUUUUCUCCGCACGCUGCACUAUCUGGGAGAUGGGUGGUGUGUAAAUCAGGUGUCCGAUCUUAGAACCUUGAUCUUGUCGAUGAACGCUAGUUCAACCAGUACGAAGCAUGGUUCGCGAAGGCCGCUGCACAUCGUUGCCGGAAAAGACACAGGAGUAACCAUUCUUUCCGGUGCUUGCUUGGGCAUCAUCAAAUUAAUAUGCUUUGAGUAGCUUCUUUUUCUAUGCAUUACUGUGGUUUUCUAACUCUCUCUCUCUCUCUCUCUCUCUAGAAUACCAUGCAGGUCAGGGAUGUGUAAAACCCCGAUGGAAGUGACUUGCUCCCAGUUACUGGCGAACGAGAUCUUCCCACCGGCUCUGGUGAAGGCCCUUCUCUACCCUGGAGCUCUCGUCAGCGGCCUAGUCUCCAACAUGGCCGUUCCCGGCUGGGACGACGUGCUGCAGAUCUACAACCUGACAGAAGUGAAGAAUUCUUCCCCAGCACCCGAUCUGCAGCGCCUCGAGGUUCCUUCUCUGCCGCUACCCAAUGCCACCUCCUUCUUCCCUCCUCCAAGACGAGGGUUUUCGUAGUUCUUUGUCCCUCAUCCUUCCUCUGCCGUUUCCGCCAGGUGCUCGCAGGGAGCUACUUCUCUGUGGCGGGCGCCGUCGUGGGGCUUCUGAAGCCGGGGAGGAUGACCCUGUUCGGAGUUCUCCUCGUAGUCUGGGGCCUGCUCAAGGAGGGCUUCCUGGGUAAGCCCCAGAAUACGGACCCUGCCGCGGCUCUCUACGUCUACCCUACGAUUUUGGUCGCCCUGGUGUGCGCCUUCUCCUCCAUAAGAUACGACGUGAAGAAGGUCACCAGGAGGAAUCAGCCUCGCCCCAUCGCCACGCCAUUGCAGAGCUCGGCCAAGUCCAAGCUCAAGUGA